AAUUUUCUUAACAAACAUUUGAAAUUUGAAAAAUGUAUUUAUUAAUAUUAACAGUUUUGAAACAACGGUUAAAUCUUCUUCGAUUUGCACUUUACUGGAUCUGCGUACGACUGGAAUAUCUUGUAAAAGUCCAUGUAAAUGCAAGUGCGUUCGCGCGCAUAUAUACUCUCAUCUUCUCUCUCUCUCUCUUUCUUUCCCUCCCUCCCCCCUCUCUCUCAUCACCGUUUAUAUGCGCUCGCGCGCUUGUGAGUCGGGUGCGGGUAUAAUAAUAACGUUCGGUAAGUACGUGUAAGUACGUGUUUGUAGUUACCCCUGAGGUGAGCCACCCCCGGAGAGGCAAGAGAGCCAGGAGGCCCCGCCUUCGUCGGCAUGGGGUUGGUUGUCACGGGGGUGGGACACUCGGGGGGCGGUUCUUUGCUACCCGAGUUCCCGAUUUAGCGCUCUCGCUCAUCGCGGGGGUGCCAGCCGGAGAGAAAGAGGGUGACGUGAAAGAGGCGCGCGAAGUACGGCCUGAUACGCAUCCCGUGCGCGGAGGACAAUCGAGCUCGCUUCGCGGGUAAACCCUCGAACACGUUUCGUAGUCGACCGCGACAGUACGAGACAAGCAUUGGCCCAUUAGGGCGCGGAACGUUUAAUAGUCGUAAUUAAAGUGAUUUAAAUGUCAUAGCUGAAGGAACGUCGCGGGAGGAGCGAUUGAAGCAUUCGUCGUUGGUGUUGAAGAAAGACGAUCGUGAUCGGCGAAAUGAACAUUUACCGAAAGUGAAAGAACCGUCGCCGUGAUUGAGGAAAUCCGAUUAAGCGAUUGUCAUAGCUGAAGAAAGUUAGUCUUUGAGCGACCGAGUUUCGCCGUCGUUGUAGCAACGAGUGUCCGUCAAAUAUUCAAAGGAAAUAAUGUUCGUCACAUUCGAAGAAAGAAAUCUAUAAAGAAUUGAAUACUUGGACCGUCACUCGGUGAUCGUGAUUUAAUUGUGAGAUAGACAAUUUCCAUCCCUAUUUGGCGCUGUUUGGCAACUGAACUGUAUUUUCAGGAUGGAUGGACCGGCGGUGCUGUCAAUGCCGCCGAUACCGACUUCUUCACAAAAACCGGCACAGUCGCCGCAACCGCAAUCACACCCGAAACAGAAUCAGGAGUUGCAGGUGGGUACCGUGUCGCUUUACGGGAUCCACAUCGUGUCGCUGGUGAUCGAGGGCCAAGAGAGACUGUGCCUGGCACAGAUCAGCAACACCCUGUUGAAGCAGUUCAGCUACAACGAGAUCCACAAUCGUCGGGUGGCGUUGGGCAUCACCUGCGUACAUGCACCCCCGUCAACUGGAGAUACCUCCGUCUAUAAAACUGUAGCGUGA
This is a messenger RNA of Pogonomyrmex barbatus (red harvester ant), 1344 nucleotides long. RefSeq names its product SKI family transcriptional corepressor fussel (gene fuss). Gene Ontology annotation, cellular component: nucleus; cytoplasm; transcription regulator complex. The record is from RefSeq and is a predicted model, not a curated record. Gene Ontology annotation, biological process: negative regulation of transcription by RNA polymerase II; negative regulation of BMP signaling pathway. Lineage: Eukaryota; Metazoa; Arthropoda; Insecta; Hymenoptera; Formicidae. Gene Ontology annotation, molecular function: DNA-binding transcription factor activity, RNA polymerase II-specific; SMAD binding; RNA polymerase II cis-regulatory region sequence-specific DNA binding.